GUUGCGAGGCGGGCUUUGUAUUGGCUCUGUGUGCGCCGACUGGCUUUCGGAGUAUCAGUGUAUAACAGUAGGGGCUGGGGUGUGGGGAUGAAAAGAAGAGCUAAUUAAAAAUAUAUAUGCAUUUGAAAAACGAUUUUCUUUUUUUCACGGCGGGUUUUGCAAUUUGUGAACAGUCUACACGAUAUUGGAAAAAAGGAUCCCAACUGAUCGGUGAAGAUAAAAGUGCCGGAGUUUUUCAACUUUGUUGUUCAGGGCCACACUCAGACCCCGGGGUGGAAGUAGCAGCGGUGGCCGGGUUUUAAGCGCUUCGGAGCGGGAAGAGCACUCCUGCACUUCCAUUUGUUGGUUUCGAGGGGAUAAUUCUUGUUGAUGUUAUUAUUAUUGAUUAAAGAAAAAACACACACCUCCACACAAGGAAACACGUUCGAUUAUAAAUCUUCAUAAAAAUGUAUGUGGUUUAUUUUGAAUUGGUAACCGGGACUAGUGGUGCAGUCCACGUAGUUUAUGAUACGAUUUGUCCAGUCUAAAUAGUCCGUCUCUAAACGACAGUAUCGGGCUGUAAUUUAUACAGAUAUUAUUAUUAUUAUUAUUAUUAUUAUUAUAAUCAUAACCUACACGGUUUUCCUGCACGGCGUAAUGUCUUUGUACGGUAUGUGAUGUGGGAUGUCUUUUUUCCUAAAAAGGUUGCGGCCCUUUUGAAUGCAGACUAAAACCAACAUUUGCUCUAUUGUUUUAUGCCGAGUAUUCUUGGAGCAUUUUCUUCGAUAUUUAUGAAAGACUUUCUUUGUUGACUGUUUUUAACCCCAAAACGAGAACAAUGAAGCCUUAGACUUUGCCAGGGGACCGCAUUAUCAUAAGAAACAAAGAUGGAUUUUAUCUCCGUGGAGAGGGGGGUACCGGAUUGCAUUCUGCGUUUCCUAGCAUUUUUUUUGUAAAGCAGCAAUCAUGUAUUUUUUAAUAGCAGGGCUGGUCAAUUUGAACUAUUUUUAACAGAUGGUUGGCUCUCGGGAGUGGUCGACAUUAAAACCAGUAUUCUGGUUAUUUGCUGUAGGCAAGCGAAGUUGGACUUGAAUUGGAAGAUAAAUACAUUGUGUAUCUUUAUUUUCUUGUUUGUUUAUUCUCAAGACGUAUAAUUUCGAGAGCUGCUGGUGUUAUUUAAUUGGGAAAACCCUGUAUAAACCUAACAGAGAGCUGCCUCUGUGGUGUACGUGGCUUCACUUAUGUCCAUAUAAUGUUAUAAAUCGAUUGUGUCAACACAUAACAGUUUUUGUGUUUUAGCAUAAGGAGUUUCCUGGUCUGAUCAGAGGCCACGUUUAGUCUCAUUCAGAGCCACUGUGGACCGCAUAUAGGAAUAAACCAGGAGCUUUUAAAACUGUGGUCCAAGAAUAUUAAAGAGGACUCCCUUUAACCCCUUGCUCUGGAUCAGUAGGGGAUAGUGUGCUUCUUUAGGGGGAGCACCCAUAUCUCCAGGCUUGCCGUCAGGUACCGAUGCGAGGAAGGAUGGGUACACAGGGUAGCCCCGUCAAGAGCUACGACUAUCUCCUCAAGUUCCUGCUGGUGGGAGACAGCGACGUGGGAAAAGGGGAGAUCUUGGGCAGUCUUCAAGACGGGUCGGCUGAGUCCCCAUAUGCCAACAGCAGCGGAAUUGACUACAAGACCACUACAAUCCUCCUGGAUGGGAGACGUGUCAAACUGGAACUCUGGGACACAUCAGGACAGGGCCGUUUCUGCACAAUCUUCAGGUCCUACUCCAGAGGGGCGCAGGGAAUCCUGUUGGUUUAUGACAUCACUAACCGCUGGUCCUUUGACGGCAUUGACCGUUGGAUCCGCGAGAUAGACGAGCAUGCGCCUGGAGUGCCGCGGAUCCUGGUAGGAAACCGGCUUCACUUGGCAUUCAAACGCCAGGUGCCAACGGAGCAGGCACGCGCCUACGCAGAGAAGAACGGCAUGACCUUCUUCGAGGUUAGCCCCCUCUGCAACUUCAACGUCAUAGAGUCUUUCACGGAGCUCUCGCGUAUCGUCCUGAUGCGGCACGGCAUGGAGAAGUUCUGGAAACCCAACAGAGUUUUCACCCUGCAGGACCUGUGCUGCCGAGCCAUCGUGUCGUGCACCCCGGUUCACCUCAUCGACAAGCUGCCACUACCCGUGGCCAUCAAGAGCCACCUCAAGUCCUUCUCCAUGGCCAACGGGAUGAACGCUGUCAUGAUGCAUGGUCGCUCCUACUCGCUCGCUAACACGCCGGGGGGCAGCAAGGGGAACAGCUUGAAACGCUCCAAAUCCAUCAGGCCCCCCCAGAGCCCUCCUCAGAACUGUGCCAGGAACAACUGCAAGAUCUCUUAGCAUGCAGGUGCAGGCCAGAGCCAUCAGACCUCUGCAAGACAGACUCUGGCCCGGUUUAGGCAUUUUCAGAAUGCCCCCAGUCAUAACGAAGAACUCCCCACCCAACCUCUCUGUUCCUUCCACAGACGAGAUUUGAAAUCACUGCCCACUGGAAUUCCCAUGCUACCAAUCAGGAUUAAGACUCCACCAGCACCAAAGUCUGUCCUCCAAUAAGACCCCAUCUCCCCUGUCGCCUUAUCAUUAACAGAGUCCUCUUUGUCCAAUCAGGAAUUGGGGGUAAUUCCUCUUCCACCUGGCCAGAAUGCACUGUGCCUGGAGUCUGACAAUAAAACUUUUUUUUUUUUUUUUUUUUAAUUGCUAUUUAAUUUUAUUUUUUUUUCUUGGAGAAACUAGAGAGCUUUUUAUUAAUUUUUGCACUGAAAUUCCUCUGUGCUGCUUUGCUUUCCGCAAAGGGACCGUGCAUCACUUUUGGGGGUGGCCUGCCUCAAAAAAAAUGUAUUUAGCCCUCCAAACAGGGGAGCUUAAGACUUUGAGAGGUUUAGGGGUUACAUCAAAAAGCAUCAUCUCCUGGACUUUAAAAUUACAACAGCUUAAAAACAAAAGGCAUCAAUGUUUGUUUUUUGCCUGAGAAAUUCUCUAUUUGCCACUUUGUCUCGUUCUUGCUCUCUCUGUCUCCGGAUUUCUGAGUGAUUCACACUUCAGACUCUCCAGAUUCUUAAAAUUAAUGCACUAGUCAUUAGUUUACACCAUUUGCACAAACUUUGUUAACAAAUCAUAGAAAAAAAUUUGAGUGUCACAAUGUGUGUUAAUCAGAAGGAUUAGCAGUCAGGUUCUUAUUUUCCUUUAAAUAUCUCUGGACAAUUUUAUAAAUGUCUGGAGUGGUCAGUCCCUGGAUUUUAAACAAAUUAAGAAAAAAAAAAAAAAAGUUACAUUCUCUAGUGCUGUCAGUCCCUUGACUUUCACAGGAUUAAUUCCUGUGCUGUACUUGUCUUGAGGAUGUAUGUACACAAAUUAAAAAGAGAAAUCUGAACCUGUCUGUUUUUCCCUGCAACAGAAAUCCACUGCAUGAAUUGCUAAAUCACUAAAAUUCUUACUGUAAUGAUUUCCAAAAUCUGGAUACUUGAGUUUGUUGUAUUUGUAACGGUUUUAGGACACUCCCUUUUAACCUAAACAAGAUGGACCAAAUUUCCAUUAUUAUACUUUGCAGAAUUUAUUUCUCCACAGCAGGGUUAAACUUUAAACUUGUCUUUUUCACACAGCCACAUUCCCAGACAACCCCCUCCACUUUCAUAUUGGGCUUUAUGCGAUUCAUUUUCUCCUUGGAUAAUAAGCUGCAUUGUCCUCACAAGGGUACAGUUUUUAAAUAGGAAGGGCUACUUAAAAUACACUAGCUGGGGCUCUUCUGAGGACCCUGUCGUUGGAAAACCCACAAUUGUUUUACAUUGAGAAACAUUGUUUGCAACAGUUCAUUUUAAAUAGGAUUUAUUCAACAUUUCUUAUUAUUGCCAUGGGUUUUUGGGUGUCAUAAAGAAGGAAUGAGUCUAAUCUGCUGUUGGAAACUAAAUCAGGUGAAGUAAAACCCACAGAACUAUUCAUACUGGAGCUUGAUGUUGAGACAGCAGCCUGCUACACUCUUAAUGUUUUUCAUUUGCUUAUCUGGUAUGUAACACAGUGGUCUUCCAGGCUUGUGUUUAGAUGCCAUCUCCUUGUGCUAAAACUUGGCUUAAUACAAAUGAAAGAAAACUGUUGAUACCCAUGAAGCUUGCAGUUUGAGGCAUGCAAUAUUCCAUGUUGCAUGUUCUAGUAUGAUAUUGAACCCACACCACAGUUGCAGCUUUAGCAGUAUUUUCCUUUUUUUAAGUUUUCUAGUUGCUUUUAAAAGGAAUAUAAAGGAAAACUACACUCCCCCCCCCCCCCCCCCCCCCAAGAGAGGCUUAUAUACUGCACAUGCAUGCUUCAGGGAGUCAUGUCGAUUGGGCGUGUCACAGAAAUCCCUAUAUCUGCAGAAUCUGCUGCAUCCCUCCCUCCUUUUACCAGUCUGGCAGAUGAAGCGGACUAGAUGUUUGCUGAGUGCUAGGUUGUUUUCGGAGGGAUCAGGGGUUCCCAAAAAGGGCAUCCAAAUGAGGGUUGUGAUGCUUUGAACUGCUUUCACCGGAUGCAUUAUUAAUACUCUCCAUUACCCUUCUAAAGUCUAUUUCUUAGUUCUCAAUUUCCAUUCCAUUUCUACACGUUAUAUUUACUCAUGGCCUAUGAAAGCUGAUUGUCAGUGAAGCACCACACAGUAGAGAAAUGGGUGAGGAUGGGAGGUUGAUGUAUUAUGUCCCAUGACCAAUUUUUCCUUUACCAUACUGGCUACAUUGACAGCUGCUGGUAUUAUGGUCAAGGGACUACGGUGAGAGGAGUGUAAAGAAAUGUGAUCUCAUUAUUUGAACACCAAGUUUCUCCUUUGCUACAGUACAUACAACUCCCAUUUGAAUCAAAGGUAAACUGUGUCAUAAAGAGGAUGUGAUAUUAGCCAGAAAAUAUAUUAUUAUAUUUUUUAAACAUACCUUGUGGUGCACAAAUAAACAGUCAAAUUCAAUCAGUGUAAAGGGAUUUUGCAGAAAGUAUUAAAAAGCAGUGUUCAUUAAUGGGUUUUAUUGAUCAAGAUGGGUGACUUGUAGCCCCUUUUGGUAAUGUAUGCAAAUUCCUUGCAGAAGGUUUAGGAGUCAGUUGUUUUUUUCAUUUUUUUUUCUUCCCUGUCAAGGGAGGGGAGGGGAGGGAACAAAACUAGUAAGUUUUUAUUAAAAUGUGUAAACACUAUUUCUGUUUGGUUGAAGCUGCUGGGUGAAUUUAAUGAAGAAUGCUUUUUUUUUUUGGUGUUCUCAAAAAAACCUUUUUUUAUUCUUGAUUGUACAGUUUUGAUGUUAUUUAAGACUGAAAUGCAGCCUUUUUCACAAUAAAACAGUUAACAGUA
Acipenser ruthenus (sterlet) is the source of this 5296-nucleotide messenger RNA. RefSeq names its product ras-related protein Rab-40C. Gene Ontology annotation, cellular component: synaptic vesicle; plasma membrane; endosome. Gene Ontology annotation, biological process: intracellular signal transduction; protein localization to plasma membrane. NCBI's taxonomy places the organism in Eukaryota, Metazoa, Chordata, Actinopteri, Acipenseriformes, Acipenseridae. The coding region runs from base 1489 to 2340 and encodes 283 amino acids. Gene Ontology annotation, molecular function: GTPase activity; GTP binding. The record is from RefSeq and is a predicted model, not a curated record. The transcript has 6 exons.